Molecule: messenger RNA, 2211 nt
Organism: Peronospora belbahrii
Lineage: Eukaryota; Oomycota; Peronosporomycetes; Peronosporales; Peronosporaceae
Source: the annotation of a GenBank genome assembly
AUGAUGCACACACAAAGGCUUGUGAACUUCGUCUAUCAUCGAUUCGCUGUCCAUCGUUUCCAUGCGUCACCAUUGCUCAAGCAAACAGAAGUUGGAUGUUAUGCAGCUGUCGAUUCGUCCUGGGAAUGGCUCAAGGACCGUGAAAAUCCUCGAUUCCAACGGUUUCUCAAAUUAGAGCGCCAGUACAUGGCAAAUCAACUUGCCCAGUUAAAAUUUCGUAGAGUGGAGCGUGCUUUUACUGUAGAACUGCGAAAUCGUCUGGUGGGUGACGAUGUGUGUAGCGUACCAGAGUGCAUUGGUAAGUUUGAAUACUUUAUGAAACAAGCACCAGGCGAAAACUUUCCCGUUUACUACCGGAGACUUCGUGAUGCACCGACGAUGUCAAUAAGGGAAGAGCAAGUAGUAUUGAAUCAGAAUAUUGAGCCAUUGCUUAAUCAUGGCUUUCAGUUUGUUUCGAGUAUGAAGAUUUCUCCUGAUGCUUCACAGCUGUUGCUGGUGAUGGAGAACGAAAGCGAACAGUGUCAAGUUGUACUCAAAGACUUGAAGUCUGGAAAGUUGCAGCUGCUGAAAGAUGUCGUUGGCAUCAAAAAUGUAGAGUGGACUUCCACAUCAAAGAGGUUGUUUUACUAUACAAAAGUAGAUGGUCAUGGGCGACCAUUUGCAGUGUAUCGAUACAAUCUAGACACUCGGAGACAGGAACUGAUUUAUGAAGAGCAGGACAAAGCAUUCUUCGUGGAUGUAUCGCAAACAAAGGACGGAUGUUUUGUGCUGAUCAACUGCAACUCAAAGAAUACGUCGGAAAUUUACGCGCUGGAUGGUCACGAUAUCGAUGCACAGCCUCGACUGCUGCGUCCGCGCGAGGUUGGUACGUUGUACUUUGCAGAUCAUGCUGCUGGAAAGUUUUACAUUGUCACAAAUGCUGAUGGUGCGCUCAAUUACAAGAUUGCCACAUUUGGAAUGGACAUGGCGGAGAAGCAAUGGCAGACAUUUGUUUCUGAGCAUGAAGAUGUGAAGAUUGAAGAUGUCGAUCUGUUUGAAAAAUACCUUGUGCUCUAUGAACGCAGGAACAGUGUGCCACGUAUUCGAGUGAUGGCAUUGGAAGAGACAAACGAGACGAACUCGAGCACUCCUCAUUAUUACAUCCCGUUACCCAAGGAGCACGAAAUAUGUCGAAUUGUACCUGGUGUCAAUCGGGAUUAUGCAGCACACCACGUACGAUUUCAAGUGUCUACGCCAUUAGUGCCAGAAAUCGUGUUUGACUACGAUAUGAAGAGCAGAAAGCUACAAGUGCUCAAGAAGACAGAACUGACAGAUCGCUCUGCUAAACGUGACACCGCGAAUACGGUCACAAAGUCGUUGUUGGAACCCAAACGAUUCACUUGUGAACGGUGUUACGUGCCUAGUAUGAGCAGCACAGGAGUAAAAAUCCCCCUGACCCUUAUUCAUCGGCGUGACGUCACGUUAAAUUGUCAAAACCCGGCGCUCCUCAUCGGUUACGGUGCAUAUGGCAUCAAUCUAGAAGCUGAUUUCGAGCUCGAGCAUUUGAGUUUACUGGAGCGCGGAUGGGUGAUCGCACUUGCUCACGUACGUGGCGGCGGUGAGCUAGGCUUACCAUGGUACCAGGCAGGCAAGGGUAUGCAGAAACGUCACACGUUCGAUGACUACGUAUCGUGCACUCAUCACCUUCUCGAUGCAGGAUAUACGAAUCCUAAACGACUCGCAGGAAAAGGAGUGAGCGCCGGUGGUCUAAUCAUGGGAUACGUGGCCAACGAGUACCCAGAGCUCUACCAAGCUCUGAUUAUGAAGGUGCCUUUUGUAGACAUACUGGCUACUAUGCAAGAUCCGACACUGCCGCUCACCGUUCAUGAAUAUGAUGAAUGGGGAGAUCCCAGUAACCCGAAGACCCGUGAAUACAUUCGAUCCUACGCGCCAUGUGAAAAUGUGCGGGAAAACCAGAUGUAUCCUGCAAUGUUUGUGACCGGCAGCCUGAACGACCAGAGAGUGCAAUUUUGGGAGCCUGCCAAAUGGAUGUACAAAAUGCGUAAAGUGCAGAGUUUGCUGCCGAAGCGCGACAAGCGCCUCAUGCUGCUGAAAAUGGGUGAUGAUGAUGGUCAUUUUGGUGGCGGUGGUCGUCUAGAACAAUUGGAAGAGAGUGCUAUGGAAAUUGCAUUCCUAUACCAAGCACUACGCCUUCCGUUUCCGGAAAAAUAA